Molecule: messenger RNA, 1482 nt
Organism: Paramecium tetraurelia
Lineage: Eukaryota; Ciliophora; Oligohymenophorea; Peniculida; Parameciidae
Exons: 4
Molecular function (GO): protein binding
Source: RefSeq, a predicted model, not a curated record
AUGAAUAUUAAUUAAGAGGCAGUAAAAGCACAUAUAUCUUAAAUGCUGGCUCAGUUGAGAUAGUUGAAGGAAAAGAUCUAAAAUUUAGAAAUACCUGAAUUGGGAAAUCAAGCCAGUUAUAAUAAAAACACUGAUUUAAUUGAAGGUUCAAAAUAACAACUACAUCAUAUAAUUACUUAAUAUUUCAAAGACAUCCAAAACAUUUACAUCUAUUUAAGUCGGUUCUAUCCAACCACAGCCUUAAAAUAAUAUAUGAAAUAAGAAAUUGAGAGUAUAUUUGCCUAAUUAUCAGAAUACAAGAAGAAAAUGAAUGAAAAAUAAUUUUCCUAAUUGGAUUAUGAGGAAUUUUAGGCUGCUAAUUAUCCUGCAAAGAAAGAUGAAAUACAAUAAGAAUGCAUGCAAAUAUAAACUGAGAGCUAUCCCAAUCAUACAAGCGAAUGUAUGCCAAAUAUCAAGGUUCAAAAUAGAAUUACAGAAAGCCUUUACUUUGGUCUCAAUUAAUAUGCUUCAGUCUAUUGGCCAAGCAAAAAAGGAAAGGCCGAGAGUCUUUUCAUUAACAAACCAAAUUUCUUUAUUGAAAACACUAUUUGCAUACCAUAUGCUCAAGAUAAUAAAUUAUAUGCCUAUGAUUAUGCUUCCUAAAAGAUAUUCUAAACAGAAAUGAACGAAUAAAUACCAGAUCACAGUUCCUUUUUGAAUUUACCUGGUGGAAAUUUAUUCAUCAGUGGAGGUGUAAAUGCAUAAGGAUAGGUCUUAGGAGAAUGCAGAUAUAUUGACAUCUCAAAAGGAACUGUAUUGAAAUUACCUGACAUGCUUGUAAAGAGAGUAGGACAUACUUUGGUAUACAUUUAACCAAAUACAUUUUGGUCAGAAGCACCAAAAGGAUAUAUUUAUGCCAUUGGAGGUAGAACACAUAACAAUUUCAGAACAAAAUUAUGUGAGAGAUUCAAUAUAGAGAAUCAAUAAUGGGAGGAGAUUGAAAAAUUAAAUGAUGCUCGAUCAAGGUCUUCUUGUGCUUAUUCAGAAGAAUAGCAUGGCAUAUUUGUAUUUUUUGGAACAUCAAGCUAAUAACUAAAUGUUGUAAGUGCAGAGAAAUAUGAUUUAUUGUCAAAGAAAUGGGAACGGUUGUUAAUCCAUAAUCAAUUGGAAGGGUUUGAUGUGAGUUGGGGAAGUGCAAUUUGCAUUAAUGAAGAUUAGAUUCUGAUUUUUGGAGGAUUGAAGGAUAGCCAAUAUUUUGAAAACAAUCUUUAUUUCAGUAAAAAGAUUUUGGUUUACAACAUUCAGAAUGAAAAUAUUACUGUAAAUGAUAGUCAACUUCCAGUAGAUUUGUUACCUUUAGCCACAGUGAUUCAUGAAAACAAAGUGUAUAGUGUUGGGAAAUACAUGAGUUGUGUUCAAUUACCUCCUCAUUAGAGUUUGGGAGAGGGAGCGUUCUUGGUUGAAUUGGGAGAAGUCAAUUCAAUCAUUUGCUUUUUUGGAUGA